Messenger RNA from Cetraspora pellucida, 840 nucleotides. The record is from the annotation of a GenBank genome assembly. Lineage: Eukaryota; Fungi; Glomeromycota; Glomeromycetes; Diversisporales; Gigasporaceae.
AUGAAAUCAAUUUUAAAUUUUCGUGAUGUUGGAGAACCUGUUGGAGCUAAUGAUCAAAAUAACACUGAGGCAUUAAAGAAAGGCCUGUUGUUUCGUAGUGCAGAGCCAGAUAAAGCAACUAAAGAGGAUAUCGAACAACUAUUAAAUUUUAAUAUCCACACAAUUGUUGACUUGAGAGCUAGAAAAUAUGAGUCUCAACAAAAAUCUACAUUAACAACAAAUUUCCCGAUGGUCAAAUACCCUCGUGGAGAUCAUACAAACUGCACGAUUAGAAAGACUGUCAACAUUAAUUUAAUGGAAAGGAAGAUUCGCAGAAAUUAUAUUUCUAAGACUUCUUUUUAUGACAAACUAAAAAUAAUUGGAUAUCUUGCCUCUUGUCAAAAAAUGAAUGCUGUAAGAACAGUGUAUCGUCAUUUGGUUCCAAGAGGAUUAACUGGGAUGUAUACGGACUGGUUGAAUUUCUCUGGUGAUCAAAUUUGUAAGGUUCUUGAACUUAUGACAGACGAAGCAAAUUUACCAAUUUUGAUUCAUUGUAAACAUGGAAAAGAUCGUACUGGUGUAAUAGUCGCCCUCGUUCUUUCUAUCUGUGGCGUUGAAGAAGAAACAAUUGUUCAUGAAUAUUCAGUUUCUCAAGUGGGUUUAGCCAGUAUACAUACUUCAGUAGUUGAUGAUUUUAAAAAACUUGGAUUAGCUGGAGAGUUUGUCUCCGCACCUCCUGAUGCAAUGAGAAAUAUGUUAAAAUAUAUUAAACAGAAACAUGGUUCAACAGAAAAUUAUUUAGUUGGAAUUGGUUUUGAUUUAGAUAAACAAAAAUUAAUUCGAAAAAACUUUUUAAUUUAA